UCGAAGCUCCCGCUUUCUCGCCGCUGACCUCUCCGUUGAAUAGCGUUGCAAACGCCACAGUCCUGCACAUUCUGCCUAACGAUUUACUCUGUAUCAGGAUCAAGCAACUGCGUGUGAUUCCCUAUCGAGUUCAGUUAGAGCUCAAAGCUUGCAAGCGCGACUCGCACUUGUUGUGCUGCUGAUCCGGAGCCAGGAGGGGUGUUGCUCACUGCCCCAACUGCCUGCUGCGUAAUCUAGCCCCGAGGAGCUCGGCGAGUGCCAAAGAUGGAGCGCUUCCAGCAGCUUUUCAACAUGCAGGGGAGAGGUCAGGGGGGGGGUGCACCGGAUGGACCGGUUGUCGACACAUCAGAGAAGCUUCACAUAUCUUCGUUGGCGCUGCUCAAGAUGCUCAAGCACGGACGAGCGGGCGUGCCGAUGGAGGUGAUGGGGCUGAUGCUUGGGCACUUCGUGGACGACUACACGGUAAACUGCAUCGACGUGUUCGCGAUGCCGCAGUCGGGGACCGGGGUGAGCGUCGAGGCCGUGGACCCAGUGUUCCAGACCAAGAUGCUCGACAUGCUCAAGCAGACAGGGCGGCCGGAGAUGGUUGUGGGAUGGUAUCACUCGCACCCCGGCUUCGGGUGCUGGUUGUCUGGGGUGGACAUCAACACGCAGCAGAGCUUUGAGCAGCUCAACGCCCGAGCUGUGUCGAUCGUGGUAGAUCCCAUCCAGUCCGUCAAGGGGAAGGUUGUGAUCGAUGCGUUCCGGCUGAUCAACCCGCAACUCAUGAUGCUUGGGCAGGAGCCGCGACAGACAACGUCCAACGUGGGACAUCUGAACAAGCCGUCCGUACAGGCAUUGAUCCACGGGUUGCAACGACACUACUACAGCAUCGUUAUCGACUACCGCAAGAAUGAGCUAGAAGAGCAGAUGCUCAUGAACCUCAACCGAGAGCAGUGGACGCAGGGGUUGGUGAUGAAGCGAUUUGAGGACCACCAGACGUCAAACGAAAAAACAGUAGAGGCGAUGCUCAAGCUCAGCAAGGAGUACAACGAGAGGGUGCAGGAGGAAGAAGGGAAGACGAUCGACGAGCUGGCGGUGCUCAACGUCGGCAAGGUGGACCCAAAACGGCACUUGGAGAACGACGUGUCAGAACUGAUGGCGGCCAACAUCGUGCAGUCCUUGGGGGUAAUGCUCGAUACUGUCAUCUUCUGAUACUGCACAUUCGUACGUGCCUUGUGGCGGGUGAUGAUGGGCGUCAUUUCGACGGGCGAACGGGGGGGAUACUGUGGAAAGCGGACGCGUAGAGUUUGUUUCUGGUGGGGCAGUCUGGUAGAUGGUCGUGCUUGACUCGAUUCGCAUGGAACGUUGUCACGCGGAGACGCUUGUGGUUUUUGGGACUCGGCCCUCUUGAGUCUGGAUAUUUUAAGGUCCUUCCGGACCUUCCCGUGUCGUCUUGGCCUUGACUGUUGCUCUGGGGCGUUUGUUCUUCUGAUGUGGAACCAUUCUUCGCCGACUGGAGUUUCUUGCAGCGGCCACGGUCCCUUGGUAUGCCUUGCCAAGGAAUUGGCGGACCAACUGCUGUGGUGUGCAUGCGCAACGGCACCAGGCUGUUGAGGAUGAGAGUUCAUUCUUCGUAAUUCGAAGGCGGGAGUUCUCGUUGUUCUCCUUGCACACCGUCGUGCACAAGUCCGCACCCUCGAAUCUGCUGUGCUUUUUCGUUUUAUGCGUUGAUGCUGCUGGGGAAGAAUGACAGAUGCCAAAAUGGCUUUUCGUGUUGUGAUGAACCCAAACGUAACCUGAGCUUGCUGACCCUGCUGUAUCUAUUCUCAAGCCCCCUAGGGGAUUUGAGUUGCAGUGCCCGCUUGCAGUAAACCCUCUGAAGCCACGCCUACGAAGCUAGAACUCCUUUGGACGCAUUUUUGCGAUACCCUUGAUCUGCGCUGCAGCGUGCGCAUUCUGCCCUGUUUGCACACCCGCGGGGCGGGUGCACAAGUUAACCCUGCAGGAAAAUGUUUUACUGUACUUGUUCGGCAAAGGUGAAGACUAAUAGAGGGUUGGUUGUGGUAGGGCUCGUGUGCGAAAACAGCUUGCGCAUCCUCCCGAUGUCUCGUGGACGUCCGUGAAUGUGCAAU
Molecule: messenger RNA, 2114 nt
Organism: Ectocarpus sp. CCAP 1310/34
Lineage: Eukaryota; Phaeophyceae; Ectocarpales; Ectocarpaceae
Source: the annotation of a GenBank genome assembly